Molecule: messenger RNA, 852 nt
Organism: Thyridium curvatum
Lineage: Eukaryota; Fungi; Ascomycota; Sordariomycetes; Thyridiales; Thyridiaceae
Exons: 2
Coding region: 1-852 (283 amino acids)
Source: RefSeq, a predicted model, not a curated record
AUGGAGGCCAGUAAUAAUGAAUGCGACAUUGCUUCUAGUUUAUUGCCUUCUCAACAAUCGAACAGGGCCUAUCAGGAACACACUUGGUUCAUGAACAACACGCUCCUCAAUCACCAUCAACAGACUCUUUCCAAUGUAAAUCCCAAUGCUUGGCCGCAACUGAAUUUCGAAACCGGCCCUUGGAGCGGCCUUGAUUACUGGACGCCUACGAAUUCGGCCAACGGCGCCACAGAAGUGCUGUUUAAUCUCGCGGGUGAGAAUCCUCUGGUUGACAGCAUGGACCAAGAGCCAACGCACAGUGUAGCAGAACCUUCUGCGCCACUCCCCCGCGAGAAGACCAACUCAUCGGCGAAGACAAAUACUCAACGCCUCGCGACAUCGAACCGCACUCGGGCAAAGACAGAAUGCUUUCUGUGCCAUGCCGUCCUCUCACGACCCGAUGCCCUAACUCGACAUCUGAGAGAGAUGCACAAUGAAAGUCCUCCAGAGUUCUUCUGUCCUAACGAUUCCUGCAAAUGGUCCGAGUCCGGGAAAGGAUUCCCUCGAUCGGACAAGCUGCAACGGCAUCUCAAGACUUGCAAGUUCAACAGCCGACUGCAGGAUGACAAAGCAGCUGGGCUGUCGCCCGUGGGCUUUUUGCCAAGCUCUGCUGCAGGACUCAUCGCGAUAACCCACGAGUUGGAGGAUGAGAAGAGAAAGCUUAAGGCGCUGGAUCAGGCUUGUGAGAAGUCAAGGAAGGUAAUUGCACAUCUGAGUGCAGUCCAUGAAUACCUCGACGUGAAGCAAGCUACACUAAGUCCUGCUGCUGGUGAUCAUGACGUGGUCUUUGCAGACCCUAGCAUACACGGAUGA